AUGGAGGGCGAUCACUCGCUCGGGCCGGCCGGCGGCCGACCCGGCGGCACCAGCGCCCAGCGCGACAGCCGCCAGGGCAAGGUUCGGGACAAGCGCGCUGCCGCGGUCCAGACCACUGCCGAGCAGCUCAUCCGCGAAUCCUACGAGCAUCGCGAGGUCCCGUCCAAGCCGCCGCGUCAGGAAAUCGCCGACGAGGACGAGCUGAAGGAGUAUCAGAGCCGCAAGCGCACUGCCUUCGAGAAUAAUAUCCGCCGGUCUCGGCAGACCGUGUCCAACUACACGAAGUAUGCCAAGUGGGAGCAGAACCAGGGCGAGCUGGAGCGGGCCCGGUCCAUCUAUGAGCGCGCCAUCCAGUCGAUCCCCAACAGCCCGCAGGUGUACAUCAACUACACGGAGUUCGAGAUGGUCCACUCGAAUGUGAACCUGGCGCGGAACAUCUUCGACCGGGCGGUCACGCACCUGCCGCGCGAGGAUUCGCUCUGGUACAAGUAUGUGUACAUGGAGCAGAAGCUCGGGUCCAUUCCCAACGCGCGCGAGGUGUUUGAGCGGUGGAUGGAAUGGCAGCCGGAUGAGGCGGCCUGGAACAGCUACAUCAACAUGGAGCAGUCCUACCGGGAAUAUGAUCGCGUCCGGGCCAUCUACCAGAAGUUUGUCAAGGCCCAUCCCCAGGCGCAAACUUGGAUCCAGUGGGCCAAGUUCGAGGAGACCAUCCAGCGAAGUGUCAAGCGCGCGCGUCAGGUCUUCGAGACGGCCAUCGAGUACCUGAGCGACUACCCGGAUGUGCAGCUGUUCACGGCUUUCGCCAAGUUUGAGACCCGCCUGCACGAGUUCGACCGGGCACGCAUCAUCUACAAGUUCGCCCUGGACAAGUUUCCCAAGAGCUCGGCGCCCGGGCUAUUUGACGAGUACACCCGGUUCGAGAAGCAGUUCGCCUCCAAGGAGGACAUCGACCGUGUCCUGUAUGAGAAGCGCCAGCUGGAGUAUGAGGAUGAGCUCCUCAAGAACCCUGACGACUUGAACACCUGGUUCGAGUAUCUUCGUCUGGAGGAGUCGUACGGUGAUGCGGCAGCCAUCCGCAAUUUGUAUGAGCGCGCCAUUGCUCAGGUCCCCCCGGCCGAUGAGAAGCGCCUUUGGCGGCGGUACAUCUACUUGUGGAUCCGGUACGCCCUCUUCGAGGAGGUGGAUGCGCAGGACUUCGAGCGCACGCGGGCCGUGUACUUGGCAGCCCUGUCGCUUGUGCCGCACCAACGCUUCACCUUCGCCAAGCUGUGGCUGCUGUAUGCCAAGUUCGAGAUCCGCCGGGGGAAUCUGUCCGCCGCGCGGAAAGCCCUGGGCAAGGCCAUUGGUGUGGCGCCGAAGCCGCGCCUGUUCAAGGGCUACAUCGACAUCGAAAUGGAGCUGCGCGAGUUCUCCCGCUGCCGCAUCCUCUUCGAGAAGUACCUCGAGCACUUCCCCACCUUGACGUCGGCGUGGAUCCGCUUCGCCGAGAUGGAGCGUGCCCUGGGCGAGGAGGAGCGGGCGCGGGUGCUGUGCGAUUUUGCGCUGGCCCAGGAGGCCGGCCUCGACGCUCCGGAGCAGCUGUGGCGGUCGUACAUCGCCGCCGAGGCGGAGGAUGGCGAGUAUGACCGGGCUCGGGCGCUGUACGAGCGCCUGCUCCAGGCCGGCGGCCGGCACAGUCUGCGAGUGUGGCUGUCGUAUGCCGAGAUGGAGGUGUCCUUCGCGCAGGAGCUGGCCGAUGCCGAGCCGGCCGAGAGCGCCGAGUGCCUGGCUCGGGCGCGGGCCCUCUACAAGCGGGCCGACCGUGCCCUGGCCGAGGAGGUCCAGGCCCUGCAGGCCAUGGACCCGGACCUGCCGGAAAGCGAUCCCGCCCUGUCGGGCCUGGUGGACACGCGCGUGGUGCUGUACACCUCGUGGCGGCGCUUUGAGGCCCAGUGGGGCGAUGCCGAGUCGCGCCAGCGCCUGAACGCUUGGCUUCCGCGUCGGCACAAGAAGCGCCGCCGGGUGGAGGCCGCCGAGACCGACGGGUCGGCCCUCUACGAGGAGUAUUAUUCGUAUGUCUUCCCGCUGGAUGCCGAGGUGGCGGCCGAGGAGGCCUUGCGGUCUGGAGCCGCCAGCCGCCAGGCGUCCGACGCGCGCCUCCUGCAGCUGGCCAACCUCCUGGGGGACGACGACAGCGACGAUGAGGAUGAUGAUCUCCCUCUUGAGGAUUUGGGUGCGCUGCUGGGCCAUGGCGGCCCGGCGGCCGCCACCGCCGGGAGCCCCGGGGCCGACAGCCCGGACGACGAUGCCCCCGGGACUGGCCGCGCCUCCAGUGAAGAGGCCGAUGCCGGAUCGCCUGCCGCAAGCUCCUCCGCCAACGCCAGUGGCGACGACGGGUCGGCCUGA
Molecule: messenger RNA, 2385 nt
Organism: Fonticula alba
Lineage: Eukaryota; Rotosphaerida; Fonticulaceae
Exons: 10
Coding region: 1-2385 (794 amino acids)
Biological process (GO): spliceosomal complex assembly; mRNA splicing, via spliceosome
Cellular component (GO): Prp19 complex; post-mRNA release spliceosomal complex; precatalytic spliceosome
Molecular function (GO): protein binding
Source: RefSeq, a predicted model, not a curated record